UCCAAGCCCACAAGUCCGACAGACAACAACUACAAGAGCAGAAUGGUGAGCGCCAAGGAGACCGUUGAGGCCAAGAUCGCCGCCUCCCCCGUGGUGGUGUACAGCAAGAGCUACUGUCCGUACUGCACCAAGACCAAGACGCUGCUGACGCAGCUGGGCGCCAAGUUCGACGUCGUGGAGCUGGACCAGAUCGCCGGCGGCAGCGAGCAGCAGGACGCGCUCGAGCAGAUCACGGGCCAGAGCACCGUGCCCAACGUGUUCGUGGGCGGCAAGUCCAUCGGCGGCAACUCGGACGUGCAGAAGCUGCACAAGGCCGGCAACCUCGAGCCCCUGCUCGAGCAGAACCAUGCCCUGUGAACCGCCAGGAUGUAGAUGAUGACCGAGCAGAUCGAGCGCCGUCUCGACCUCAGUGCAUUAGCGUAGUCGUUGCAGCCUAAUAAACGACAGAGCUUUAUUCUCUUUG
Phytophthora sojae is the source of this 463-nucleotide messenger RNA. RefSeq lists its product as hypothetical. Gene Ontology annotation, biological process: cellular response to oxidative stress. NCBI's taxonomy places the organism in Eukaryota, Oomycota, Peronosporomycetes, Peronosporales, Peronosporaceae. Gene Ontology annotation, cellular component: cytoplasm. Gene Ontology annotation, molecular function: glutathione disulfide oxidoreductase activity. Bases 43 to 357 code for a protein of 104 amino acids. The record is from RefSeq and is a predicted model, not a curated record. The transcript has a single exon.